Messenger RNA from Oncorhynchus gorbuscha (pink salmon), 5877 nucleotides. RefSeq names its product coiled-coil domain-containing protein 18-like. Lineage: Eukaryota; Metazoa; Chordata; Actinopteri; Salmoniformes; Salmonidae. Bases 320 to 3922 code for a protein of 1200 amino acids. The record is from RefSeq and is a predicted model, not a curated record. The transcript has 27 exons.
CUACUGUAUCUGUCUAAACAGCACACAGACAGUUGUCAAAUAGUUUCUAUACCGUCUUCGGUCUUACUAAAACGGUUACAAAGAAACACGCACGUUCUAUGAUUUUACGUCAGGUAAUCAUAAAGCAGAACUCAGGAUUCCUAUCAUGUUGUAAAACAACACCACUUCAUCCAGCAUGCAGAGAGAAGUGUGGAGUGAGUGGCAGGCGAGCUUGAUUGUAUUAACCCUUCGCACCUAUGUUAUUUAGACUUUAUGUUGAACCGCACCAUGUCCACCGAUUAACCAAACAGAUUGCCACUGUACACACACUCUCACCAGGAUGGCUGAAGAACGCAGGGUCUGUAGCAGUGCCCCACAAGUUGAGUCAAAGCCUCCCUCUUCAUCCUCUUCAAUAAGGGAACUGGAAUCUAAAAACUUGCAUCUCAGAAGGAAGUUAAGCUCAGUGGAGGAAGAAAGUGUUUCUGUGAUGCAAGAAAACAGACAACUGAUCAUUGAAUUGGAAGCAGUGAAUCUCGAACUUGCCAGCUCCAAAACCAAAGUCCGGGUUCUGGGUUCCACCGUAGGGUCUAAGACUUCUAGUGUGUGUCAUAUGAAGGAGGAGAUUGAGGGUAUGAAGGCUGAGGUUGAGGCCCAAGGGAAUGCACUCAGAGAUACAGAAAAGAGGCUGGAGGAGACUGAAGAGACAUUGGUUAUUAAGAGCAGACUAGUGGACCAGCUACAAGAGGAGCUGAAGGCUGCUAGGGCUGAGUUAGAAAACAGGACUAAUCAGGGGAUAAGAGUUGAGCAACAGAGAAAGGAAGCUCUUGUUACUGCAGAGAGGCAGACAUUGGCUCUCCGGAGUUACAAGGGAAAUAUGUCUGAGAAACUGAAGAAGGUGUUGGACAACGAGGCCAGAUUGAAGGAGGCUCUUAUCCAGUGUGAUAAAGAGAGAGUGGUGUGGGAGAGGAGGUGUCUUCAGCUAGAGCAGGACAAGACCGAAAUGAACCAGCUGAUCGGUCAGUUGAAGGAAGAGUUGGUCAGAACCAAGGCGAUGAGUGUAGAGAGCGCCACGUUGCGUUCUCGUCUGGAAGAGGCCUCUGUCCGGGCUGUGGAGCUGAAGAGAAGACUGAGUGACAGGGAGAUAGUUGAGAAGGACAUAGAGGUGUUGCGGAAGGAGUGUAGGGACCUACGCCACCUCACUACCAGCCAGGAGCAGAGACUGGAGCACUGUCAGAGAGAAGCACAGCAGAGCCAGGCUGAACAGGCCAGCCUAGAGGCCAUCCUCAGCCUGCUGCAUCUUAGAGAGAGUGGAGGGGGAUCACUCUGUGCUAAGCCUUGUCUGCCAGCUCCAUUCUGUGAUGUUCCCAAACUCAAGCCAGGGGAGCAGUACCAGCAGCUGCUGCCUGUGUUGCAUGCUGUGGAGCAGGAGAGAGUCAGGCAGGCAGCUCUAGCCCUGGACCUGCAGGAGAGACUAAAGCAGGCCCAGGUGGAGCUGACUGCCCUACAGAACAACAUGAACCAGAGAGACCUCCAGCUACAGAAACGGCACACAGAGCUGCAGGAGAGGACAGUACAAAUUAACCAGCUGGAGAGAGAGGCGGCUCUCGUCCUGGGCCUGCAGGAGAGACUAAGGCAGGCACAGGAGGAGAUGACUACCCUACAGAACAACAUGAACCAGAGAGACCUCCAGCUUCAGAAACUACACACAGAGCUGCAGGAGAGGACAGUACAAAUUAACCAGCUGGAGAGAGAGUUAAGGAGGAAGAACGUCUGCCUGGCAACUACAGUGCAACAGUUAGAGAAGAAAGAUGCAGGACUUUCACAGGCUGUAGAGAAGACCACUGAGUUGGAGCAGAACCUGCUGGAGAAGAGCAGCAGUAUCCAGCACUUUAAAACCACUCUGGACUUGAAGAAGAGGGAUUUCCAGCAGGAGUUGGAGGAGACUCAGAGAGUUGGCUCAGAGCAACGUAAGAAGCUACAGGAUCAAAUCAAAAUGUUGCACUCUCAGAAAGCAGAGCUGGAGAACGACUUGUCUUCAGCCCAGCAUGAGAGACAGGAGGCCCAGCACAGAGCAGAGAGACUUCAGACCUCCCUCAACCAGCUCGCGCAUGAUACAGAGACGAGAGCCAAUCAAGACCAGGAGGCCUUGAGAGCUCUCAGAGUGCAGGCAACAGAGUAUACUACCAAGGUGAGGUUUUUGGAGACAGCCCUGACAACAUGCCAAGAGGAGUUGAGCGACUGUAUGCUACAGAUAAAGGGAGUGAAGGGACGCUACGAGAGAGAGCUGGAGACUAACGCUAAACAAGUGGAGGCUCUGCAGGCGGAGAUGAGGGGUAGCUCUCUGGUGUGUCAGAGCUCCAGUGAGCAGAACUUGCAGCUGCAGCACACCGUCCAGAGACAGCAGACCAUGCUGCAGGAGAGCACCUCCCGUGUGGCGGAGCUAGAGGACAGACAGGCACUGUUACUGGAGCAGGUGGGCCGCUUGGAGAAGGACCUGGAGAAAGAGAAGGUGUUAGCCUUCAAAGAGCUGAAGAGGAGAGACCAGAGAGCCCAGGAGGCCAUAGAGGGACUGCAGGAGGCUAGUCAGCAGGCAGCGAGACAUGAGAGAGAAGCCCUGCAACUCUCCAACUCUGUCACGCAGUUGUCAGAGGACAUGAAUAAGGUUCAGGGAGAGCUGAGUGAGCGAGAGCAGCAGAUGCUGCUUAUACGGAGAGACAGCGACACCAAGGCCUUACAGCUCUCUAAGAUGGAGAAGAUGCUAGCUGAGACCAGAGGAAAGCUGGACAAGAAGACAGAGUCUGUCCAGGAUCUGGAGGAGAAGGUGCGUUUCACCAGGAAGGACAGGAGGAACUCCCUGCACCGCACCCAGCUGCUGGAGAGCCAGAUGAAGACGGUGAAGGGAGAGCUGGUGGACACACUGGACCACCUGCAGGAGCUACGAGACCGGUUGGAAUGCUCACAGGCCAACGCAGAGCAGCGCAAAGUUGACAUGGAGAAACUGCAAGCAGGGAUGAGGGUGAUACACAGUCAGUUGGAGGAGACAUGUAGAGAGUUGGAGCAAAAGAAACAGGAGAUUAUAGACAAAGACACAGAAAUUAAGGAAAGGCAGGAGGAACUUGAACUAAAAUCCCUCCAGCUCAGUAAAUUAGAGGCUGUUGUAGAGAGUCAUACACAGAAGAUGCAGCAGAAGCUCAUCCUCCAACAGGGGACGCUGGAGAUUUCCCAGAGAGAGGCCAAGGAGAGAACCAACCAGGUGGAGUUUCUGAGUGAGAGGCUGGAGUUGAUACAGAAACAACUGCAGGGAAAGGAGGACCUGGAGAAGGAAGCCUUAGUCCAGGGCCAGCAGCUGUUUCUGUGCAGGGAGAAGCUCCAGAGGACAUCUCACAACCAGGAGAUGCAUAGUCGCUGUGAGAGCCUGGCAAUACAGCUAGAAGAAAGUGUUCAGUUAUGCCGUGAAAAGGAGAACCAUGCCAGGCAAAUGGAGGAGGAGCAGGGGAGGAUGGAGGAGCAGGCUGCCCAGACUGAGGCCAGACUCCAGGCUACAGUGGCCUCCCUCAGACUGGAACUUGACACACUGAGAUGGCUGCAACAGAAUGAGCUGUCAGCUCUACAGGAGAGCCAGGCGGAGGUGCUGAAAGCGUCAGAGUGUGUCUCCGCCACCCUACGCAGCUCCCAGGAUCAGCUGACCUCUGAACUACAGCAUGCCAGACUACAGCUGGAGGAGGCCCAGCACAACACCACCGCCCUGUUGGCAGAACUCAACACCAGAGAACAGCUGCUGCAGAGGACCAGCGAGACCCUGCUCAUCAAGGAAUCCGAAAUGACACGUCUAAGGACCAAGAUCUCCAGCUUUGAGAGAAGCAAGGAGCUCCAUAAAAUAGCUGUUUGCUCUUGUAUCAGGUCACAACCCUACAGCCCCCUCCCUAAUCCCACCACAAAGUAAGAGAGGAGACCGAUAAAGAAUACCUUUUGUUGACAAAUAUACAUUUUAUUUUGAAUAUGAGAAAGUACUUUCGGACAAAUUAAAUGCUUUUGUUUUUAUUGUAUUGUCUUGUAGCAUGCACAAAUGCUUGUUGGAGUGUAAUGUGCUGAUUCAGAAUGCACUUUUGAUUGCGCAUAUGACUAUUUGUAUUUUGUUGUUUACUAUUACAGUAACAUUCAGCAGGUCUAAACACCAAUUCUAAUUAUUGACAACAUAUGAUAAACCACUGUGAAACGUGGCAGUGUUACAGCAGUGUUACGCCCUUAUUUGUCUGUUCCAAGUGAUCUGUGCCAUUAGUAUUGCUGCACGGAGAAGAGCUGCUCUCUGCAGGAAAUUAAACGGAGCAGCAUCUGCAGGCGAUUUGAUCCUAAUGCUACCUCCAAAUCGCUUCCCUUGCUCAUCCUAGGAGUGGCUAUGUAGGAUUCCUUAUGAUCCUAGGAGAUAUGGAGCAAAGCAAUCUGGCUGUGUCACAAAUGGCACCCUAUCCCCUACAUAGUGCACUACUUUUGACCAGAGCCCUAUGGGACCAGAUCAAAAGUAAUGCACUAUAGGGUUCCAUUUGAGAAGCAUUCGUUGUCUCUGCCAGGUUUACGUUAAAGGUGAGCCAUUCAAAAAUCAUGUAAUUGCACAGAGUGAGUCCAUGCAACUUAUUAUGUGACUUGUUAAGCAAAUGUUUACUGGUUAACUUAUUUAGGCUUGCCCUAACAAAGAGUUUGAAUACUUCUUAUUGACUCAAGACAUUUCAGCUCUUCAUUUUUUAUUAAUUUGUUAACAUUUGCAAAAAACAAAAUCCACUUUGACAUUAUGGGUUAUUGUGUGUAGAUCAGUCACACACAUGUUCAAUUUAAUACAUUUUAAAUUCAAGCUGUAAUACAACAAAUUGUGGAAAAAGUCAAGGGGUGUGAAUACUUAAUGAAGGCACUGUGUAUCCUCAAUCUCUCUUCAAUUUGAUUGUCUUUUAGGACAAGAGCAGACUCAAAAUAUUCACAGAUUGUGUCUGGAUAUGUUUGUCGGUGUGCUUUUAUUUACGUGUGUGUGUGUGUGUUUGUAACAGCAUGCCUGCAAGUGUGUGUGCACGUGCCUGCGAGUGUGUGCACGCUUCUGUGUGUGUGUGUGUGUGUGUGUGUGUGUGUGUGUGUGUGUGUGUGUGUGUGUGUGUGUGUGUGUGUGUGUGUGUGUGUGUGUGUGUGUGUGCGUGUGCGUGUGCGUGUGUGUGUAUACAACAGACAAAAGCAGCAGAAUGUGCUGAGGCAGCAGUCUGUGGUAGGAGGAGUGAUGGUGAUGGACCCAGCCCUAACCUGAGGCGACUGCUAGCCCUCAGUCAUUCCAGGGCAGAGGUACAUGCCUGCCCCCUCUGUCACACUGCCACGUGGGGAACAAAGUGGCCAAAUACCCCAGCUGCUGACAGCUCAGCACCACACAAUAGCAGCCAGAGACCCAGGCUGCAGCCCAAAUGGUACCCUAUUCCCUAUACAGUGCACUACUUUUGACCAGAGUCAUAUAGGUAAAAAGUAGUAUAUAGGGAAUAGGGUGCCCAUUGGGAUGCUACACAGGCCCAAGCUGCUGAACUCUACUGCCAAUGUCCAGCCACAUUCUUUACGCAUCACACUUGAUUUAGUCUCUUGUGUGCGUGCGUCUGAACCAAAAUGCAUACAUUGGGUUCCUGUGCUGGACACUGUCUUUUUUUAAUCUCUCUAUUAGACAGUAUUCUUCCUCUUCCUUCUAAGGGUCCCUGACACAAACUUCAUUUUUCAUACACUGUAAUGGAAAAGUGUCAUUUAUACGGUCAUUUUGGGUAUUGUCAACAGUCAAAUGCUGUAAAACAUUUUACUGCAGCAUACUUUAAAUUAUGAUACAUUAUGGGGAAAUGUGGGUGGGAAAAUAAUUGCUGUAUUUCUAAUGGUACUGUAAUUCUA